Molecule: messenger RNA, 1214 nt
Organism: Telopea speciosissima
Lineage: Eukaryota; Viridiplantae; Streptophyta; Magnoliopsida; Proteales; Proteaceae
Product: dihydroflavonol 4-reductase-like
Exons: 6
Coding region: 57-1130 (357 amino acids)
Molecular function (GO): oxidoreductase activity, acting on the CH-OH group of donors, NAD or NADP as acceptor
Source: RefSeq, a predicted model, not a curated record
AGUGAGGUGGAAAAGAUAGAUAGAGAGAAAGAGAGAGAGAGAGAGAGAGAGAGAGAAUGGGCAGUGCCGGUGAAAUGAAGGGCCCGGUGGCAGUGACUGGAGCUGCUGGUUAUGUUGGAUCAUGGCUCAUCAUGAGGCUUCUCCAAGAGGGUUACACAGUCCGGGCCACCGUACGGGAUCCCACCAAUCUGAAGAAGACAAAGCACUUGUUGGACCUACCAGAGGCAAGCGAGCGACUUACACUCUGGAAGGCUGACCUGGAUGAUGAAGGCAGCUUCGACGAGGCAUUCCAUGGAUGCACCGGAGUUUUCCAUGUGGCCACCCCGAUGGACUUCGAAUCAACAGACCCUGAGAAUGAAGUGAUCAAGCCAACAAUCAAUGGAGUCCUGAAUGUAAUGAGAUCUUGCAAGAAAGCCCCAACGGUGAAGCGUGUCAUUUUCACAUCUUCCGCCGGAACUGUCGACAUCCAAGAGCACCAGCAGCCGCAAUAUGAUGAAACCUGGUGGAGCAAUGUCGAAUUCUGUAGGCGAACCAAGAUGACCGCAUGGAUGUAUUUCGUGUCAAAAACAUUGGCAGAGCAAGCUGCAUGGGACUUUGCAAAGGAGAACAACAUAGACUUCAUCAGUAUCAUCCCAACACUCGUUGUUGGUCCUUUUAUCAUGUCAAGCAUGCCUCCAAGCAUGCUCACUGCCUUGGCUCUGAUUCUGGGAAACGAACCCCACUAUUCAAUUUUGAAGCAGCACCAACUAAUUCACUUGGAUGACUUAUGCAAUGCUCAUAUCUUCGUGUUGGAGAACCCCAAAGCUGAGGGAAGAUACAUCUGCUCUUCCAGAGAUACCACCAUUUUUGAGCUUGCAAAAAUGUUGAAAGAAAGAUACCCUGAAUACAACAUUCCCACCACUUUUAAGGGUAUUGAUGAGUCGAUCAAGCCUGUACAUUUUUCUUCAAAGAAACUCACAGAUCUGGGUUUCGAAUUCAAGUACACCAUGGAGGAUAUGUUUGAUGGAGCUAUCCGGUCGUGCAGGGAGAAGAACUUGAUUCCACUUAAAACAAUAGAGAAAGUAGGUGGAGUUGAAGACAACAAUAAUAUCUCAGCAGUCGGAGGAGAGAACCAACCCAUCAAGGCAUAGGCUCGUUUCCCUGCUAGAAACGUUGCUUGUGUGCUGCUUUUGCAAUCUGUUUUGAUGUGAUUUCUAUUUUGGAAGCUUAAGGAA